Messenger RNA from Symbiodinium sp. CCMP2592, 1149 nucleotides. The record is from the annotation of a GenBank genome assembly. NCBI's taxonomy places the organism in Eukaryota, Dinophyceae, Suessiales, Symbiodiniaceae.
AUGAAUUUUCGUUCUCGGUGGGCUGCUGCUGCUGCUGCUGCUGCUGCUGUUGCAACGGUGCUGCUUUUCGUGGGGUCGCUGCAAGCGAAGAGCGCUUUCAGUUCUCCCAUAGUUACAAGUAUUGGCACAAAGACUGCCAUCAAUGAAGCAGAGCUCCCGAAUUGGGAAGAGAUUCCUGGCAUGGACCAAAUUAUACGCGACGCACAGAGCAUGAGACCUCCUCGAGCGCUGAGGAACCUUGGCGACCUCUUCUAUUCAUCCCGGCCACAGGAGUUGGGAUGGGUGAGGACUGAAUGUGUCAUCGACACCAUUCAGGCAACAGCAUACCUGGGUCAAGCCAUCGUCUUUCUCUACAAGGCCAUCGACUACCAGAGCAUCAAGACUCCAUUCAGGUGUUACGAUUUCUCCCCCAGUGGCUGCGCUGCCAGUGUGGCUGGCUUCGUGACAUCCAUCACUUGGGUCGCCGCCUACCUCUCGUUUGCGGCGAAUGCUUGUGCCCAGGCGGUGAAUUCGGAUGCCAUUUGUGUCGGCGACUUCGUUGCCUUGAUGGCCAACUUUGGCGAGAUCGCUUCUGCCAGCGCUGCGGUAAAGGAUGAUUGCAAACCCGGCCUGCGCAGCACCCUGGACCUCAUUAUCAAUCGCCCGCGCGUCACUCACGCCUGGGCCCAGUUCAUUCCAGCAGCAGCAGCCCCAACUGCCGAGCUGAUCGUUGCUAUCAAGCACAACCGAACGCAGAGCCGCAAUCGCGCAUUCGACAUCACUCAGUGUGUCAUGGACGUGACCAACAUGCUCUCGUUCAUAGUCCGGGCAUUGCUCCAGGUGCGGGUGGCGGCAGCAUCCUGCCCACAGCCCAAGGCCUGUGCCAUGGACAUAAUGAAUGUCAUAUCGACCUUCAUGUGGAUCUCUCGGUUCACGGCCUUGGCCAUCAGCGACUGUUCCGUAGGCGGAAGCCGGAAGGCCCUCUGUGCUGCUGAUAUCUCCAACAUGGUUGCCGCGGUGUCGAACGGUCCUGCUGCAGGAAUGGCCACAACUUCGGACUGUGCAGAUGUGACAGUGUCCGACGAGCUGGCAGAUGUCGUUGCGAGAUCCGGCGACCCGGACCUCGUAUCCGCUUUGACUCCCGAGCCAGGAGACCAGUCUGCGGGCUAG